Molecule: messenger RNA, 762 nt
Organism: Penicillium bovifimosum
Lineage: Eukaryota; Fungi; Ascomycota; Eurotiomycetes; Eurotiales; Aspergillaceae
Product: HAD family hydrolase
Exons: 2
Coding region: 1-762 (253 amino acids)
Source: RefSeq, a predicted model, not a curated record
AUGGGCAAGAUCACAGAAAUCUUCUUCGAUUGCGACAACACUCUGGUCCUUUCGGAGGAGCUAGCCUUUGAGGCCUGCGCCGAACUUGCCAAUGAGCUUCUGGCGGACAACAACAUCCCCGAGCGUUACACCGGCGAGCAGCUCAUCAAAGAAUUCGUCGGCCAGAACUUCCGCGGCAUGAUGGUCUCCCUGCAGGCCUUGUACAAGUUCGAGGUCCCGCUGGACCAGUUUGAGAAGUAUGUCACCAAGGAAGAGGAUAUGGUUAUCGCCAAGUUGGAGGCCAAAGCCCAGCCCUGCGUUGGUGCCAGCGAGGAAUUGGAGAAGGUCUACAAUGAGAAAAAGUACGGCCUUGCCGUCGUCUCCUCUUCCGCUCUGCGUCGCGUGAUCGCUUCCAUCAAGAAGGUCGGUCAGGACAAGUACUUUGACGAGGAUAAGAUCUUCAGCGCGGCUUCAUCUCUGCCGAAGCCUACCUCUAAACCCGAUCCCGCUAUCUACCUGCAUGCUCUCGAGAAGGUCGGCAAGAAGGCCGAGGAGGCUGUUGCCAUCGAGGACAGCAAGUCCGGCGCUCUUUCGGCCAUCCGCGCCGGCAUCCCCGUCAUUGCGUACGUUGGCAGCUACAAAGGCGAAGAUGUCCAGAAGGAGAUGGCUCAGACCCUGACUGACCUUGGCGCACGAUGUGUCAUGUACAAUUGGUCUGAUUUCCAGAAGUGUCUCCAGACCAUCGAAGAGGGUCGCGCCACUGAUAUUCAGCCGAGCCUUUGA